UAAAAAGCUCGGAUUUCGAGAACCCCCACUAAUACCCCAUCAGCAGCGCAAUGAUGAUGUCUCCAUUACUAUCUGUCAAAGCUUGAAGGUGGUUUCAACUUUCAAGCUCGGAGCAUCGACCAUGGCUAUCAUCACAGAAGAACCAGAACCAGAGCCACAACAACAACCUCGCAAACCAAAAACCAAAGCCAAACGUCCGUCUUCUCCACCAACCCACGGCGGCAACAGCAACAACAGCAACAGCAACAACAACCCUUUCUCUUUCUGGUUCUACUUCACUCUCUCCGUUUCCCUCCUCACUCUCGUCUUUGUAUUCACCUCUUCCCUUUCUCCCCGUGACCCCAAAGCCUGGUUUCUCACUCUCCCCGCUUCCCUCCGCCACCACUACUCCAACGGCCGCACCAUCAAGGUCCAGACGCACCCCAACGAAACCCCCAUCCAAGUAUUCACCUUUCAAGAGGGUUCCACAACGUCCGAAAACAUAGUCAUUGUGCAUGGCCAGGGUCUCAGCUCAUACUCCUACCGCCAACUCGCCAAAUCUCUCGCCGCCAAGGGAGUGCACGUCACCGCCGUUGAUCUCCCUGGACACGGCUUCUCCGAUAAGUCCGUGGAGGUGUCCCUGGAGGGGGUCGACGGGAUUUUGGGGCGGUUUCAGUACGUGUACAGUGAGAUUCAAGAGAAGGGUGUCUUCUGGGCGUUUGAUCAGAUGGUGGAAACCGGUCAAAUACCGUACGAGGAGAUUCAAGCGCGUAUGUCGAAGAGAAAAGUGAGAGAGCCCGUUGAUUUGGGUCCACAAGAGAUGGGAAAAGUGUUGGGGGAAGUUAUCGAUUCGAUGGGGCUUGCACCUGUUCACUUAGUUCUGCACGAUUCCGCGUUGGGGUUGUGUGCUGAUUUUGUUUCUCAGAGAGCUGAGUUGGUGAGGAGCGUGACGCUUAUCGAUGCGGCGUCGUAUGGGGCUUUUCCCCUUUGGGUGCUGGAGGUCCCUGUGGUGAGGGAAGUGGUGUUAGGGGUUUCUUUUGUGUAUGCUAAGGUGGUGGGUUUGUGCUGUUCCAAGAGGGUUGGCGUGGCUGAUUCGGAUGCGUUGAGGUUGUUGUUGAAGGAGAGGGAUGGGAGGAGGGCGGUCGUGAAUGUGGGAAAGAGGGUGAAUUCCAGCUUUGACUUGGCAGAGUGGAGUGAGGGAUUGAAAGCUAUGCCAAUGCAGGUGCUGUGGUCUGCUGGCUGGUCUCAUGAAUGGAGUCAGGAAGGUGACAGGGUUGCCAAUGCGCUUCCACAGGCCAGUUUUGUUACACAUUCUGGAGGACGCUGGGCUCAGGAAGAUGCAGCAGUGGAGAUAGCUGACAAAAUUUCUCAGUUUGUGUUGUCAUUACCAAAGUCUGUCAGGAAAGUUGAGGAAGAAUCCAUCCCAGAGCACAUACAGAAGGUGCUUGAUGAAGCAAAAAACAGUGGUCAUGAUCACCACCACCAUCAUAGUCAUGGUCAUGGACAUGAUCACCAUGAUGAACUAUGAUGAUUCUCAAAUCCAUGGAGCCAAUUAUAGAUGAACCUCAUGGUUGGUGAAAGUGAACAUCGGAUUCAAAAUUGCAGAUAAUACUCUAGUGCUCAUACAUUGUAUUAGUCAAGAAGCUUAAGUUUGCACCCAGAGCAGCUAAAGCAUACAUGUUGUAUUUUAUUUAUUUUUACUGUUUUACAUUUUCAAAAUUUUUAGAGUGUCACUCGUAACAACGAUUACAUCGAGCUACUUGGACCUACUUUUUGAGUUUUGGGUUUGGAAAGAAUAGAUUUUUAUCCGUGGA
Messenger RNA from Vigna angularis (adzuki bean), 1793 nucleotides. Its product is annotated as protein AUXIN RESPONSE 4. Bases 122 to 1507 code for a protein of 461 amino acids. The transcript is spliced from 2 exons. NCBI's taxonomy places the organism in Eukaryota, Viridiplantae, Streptophyta, Magnoliopsida, Fabales, Fabaceae. The record is from RefSeq and is a predicted model, not a curated record.